Molecule: messenger RNA, 506 nt
Organism: Gymnogyps californianus (California condor)
Lineage: Eukaryota; Metazoa; Chordata; Aves; Accipitriformes; Cathartidae
Gene: CIMIP1
Product: chromosome 17 C20orf85 homolog
Exons: 4
Coding region: 1-399 (132 amino acids)
Source: RefSeq, a predicted model, not a curated record
AUGGCGCACCGCCGCACCGACCCGGCGCCGCCGUGCAACUUCGUAGCGCGGGACAACUGCUGGAAAAAAUACAUUGAAAGUGAACUAGAAGCUGCAAGAAGAUGGUCUCACAAAUGGGGAUUCUUGAAAACACCUCUUGAGGAGUUGAUUGAAGAUGAAAAGAAAGAAAAUACAAAGCCCAAGAUACAGCUUCCAGAACAUCUGCAGGUUCAACCUGUGACACCUGUGGAAAAAUACAUUAAGGUGAUUCCAUCUCCUCCAGUACCUAAGACUACCCAGGGUUUUAUUGGCUGGAGAUCAGCUGUUCCAGGGUUGGAACUUGAACGUGGUUUUCAAAUCCAAAGCUGCAAAGGUACCUUUUUUAAGGAUUUGAAGUGGCCAUGUGAGCCCUCUGACUGACAUUAAGAAAUAACAGUUAGGCACAUAGGUCCAUUUGCAUUCCUAAGUUAACAUUCUAUAAUGGACUGUUGGACUGUUAAACAUUUAUGCUUUAAGAAUGAUUUAUG